Humulus lupulus (European hop) is the source of this 2657-nucleotide messenger RNA. Its product is annotated as protein BLISTER-like. NCBI's taxonomy places the organism in Eukaryota, Viridiplantae, Streptophyta, Magnoliopsida, Rosales, Cannabaceae. The coding region runs from base 635 to 1333 and encodes 232 amino acids. The transcript has 12 exons. Gene Ontology annotation, biological process: regulation of growth. Gene Ontology annotation, molecular function: exonuclease activity; nucleic acid binding. The record is from RefSeq and is a predicted model, not a curated record.
AAGUUAUAUUUUUUUCCUAAUUCUUUUUUAACUACAUUGUUCCACUCCGUCUGAGAUUGACUCCCAUCGUCGCCUACGGUGCGUUCGGCUCUUCGGCGUUUCCAAUCGUUCGACUGUCUUUGGCUUCUCCGUUUCUUCUCUUCCCUCCAUCCCUCAAAUCUCCUCUUUCUCUCUCUCUCUCUCUCUCUCUCUCUCUCGUCUUUCUCUAUCUCUCGGUCACUCCUCGUGGAGAGGCGAGGCUAUUACUGCUUUACUUUUCGCUCCCUUCUCGUCGGUAGCGUGCAUGAUUGCAUCAAUUUCGAUCCCGAACUUGACUUGGCAAGGUUUUGUUGAUGUGGCUUAAGUUAUAAAAUUACUUUGUGGUGACAAGUUUCGCUUGUGAUCUUAUGGAAAACCACAAACUGCAAAUUCUAGGGAAGAAAAUUAGCUUUGAAUAUAGAAAAAGCUGUUGCAGUCCAAGUUACGCAAAGCUUCCACUGGUGGAAAAUCCGUUGAUGUUGCCCAGAGUAGUACACAUAGGAAAGAUGAAUCUACUUCUACCGAAGAUUUAGAAAAUGAAGAUACCAUUACCAAUACCUUGAAUCAGGAAGUGCAGGAUACAUCUUUUAUUGGAAUUGAUGCCUCCAAUUUUUCAAUGUUGCCUGACAAUGGCUAUUCAAAUAUACCUCCUGAUCAGAUGAGAAUGAUUCAAAACAUUAAUGCAUUAAUUGCAGAGUUGGCUAUGGAGAAGGAAGAGUUGGUUCAAACUUUGGCGUCUGAGUCAUCUCGUUGUUCUCAGUUGAAGGAGUUGAACUAUGAGUUGACCCGAAAACUUGAAGCUCAGACUCAAAGAUUAGAGUUUUUGACUGCUCGAAGUAUGGCUAAUGAGAACAUCUCUGCAAGACAACCUGAUUCUCAGGAUGUCCGUGAGAACAUUCAAUAUGUCGAUGAAGGCGACAAGUAUGGAAGAGGCAAAAAGAAAAUUUAUGCUUGUAGCACAACAACUUACGCAGGCUUUCAAGCUGUAAUGACCGAAGAAGAGUCAGAGAAGUUUAAUGGUCUACCUGGAGUUAUCUUCGUACUCCCUUAUUCUUACAUCCAUCCACAAAACAAGGAGUGUGGAGAUGGUGUUGCGCCUCGAGCUAAGAUGAACCAGCAAAGGUCACGGCGUUUCAAGACUGCUAAGGAUGUAGCUGAGGAGGCUCCUCCAGUUUAUCUACCAGAAAGGAACUUGCCUCCACCUCCUGCAUAUGUGAUGAACAACCUGGUGACUGAAACAAAUAUGUAUCAACACCAUCCACCCCAGAAAUUGAUAUGCUCUGUUAUGUUUGGUUCUUGUGGGCUUCUUACUUAGGGAUAGUUCAAAAGUGUUCUUCUUCUUUGUAUUUUUUUGAUCUGAAAGCAUGCUGUAUAAACUUUAUUGCAUGGUCCUCUCUUGAUGAUGCCUUGUCUUCUGAUUUUAUAAGUAUUUUUUCGUUGUAACAAAAGUUGUCUUUGAGUUGUUCCUUGAGUCACUGCCAUGUGCAUCUUGUUCAAUACAUUCAGUGACUUGAAGGUAUGUCCUUGUUUGACUUCAGUUGAUUAGUGAAUAAUAUUGUAAAGUUUGGCAAAAAUGCAGGUUGAUACCGCUAGUAAUUUUGCUGACUUUGAACUUCUCUUUUGCAAAAAUGCAAAAAUGCAGACAUAUGAGUAAAUUGAGUUAUUAUUGUAGCUUUUUUUUAAUCAGCUUUGGCUGACCUCCAGUUUUGGGCUUUUGUUUUGCUUGUUUCUUAGUUUUAGCUCUCGGACUUGGAAAUUGUGAUAAUCAUGCCGUGACCCAAUUUUUGUUUAAAUCCUUUGAUGCGUUCCUCAUAUUAAUCUAGAUUUUAGGAUUCUCAUCUUUAAUAGCUGAAAUUUUUUUUUUCUAUUGGCAAAAGUGACAUGUUUUAUGUUAUAUUUUGGGGCAUGUUAUUGUUUAGUUGAAGGUGAAAGGGUUUGAAAUACAAAGAGAAUUCCCAUUACUAAUGGAAUAGUAGUCUAAUUUGUAAUUAAGGCCUUUAUAUUGCUUCAUAAUUUACUGUCAUAUGGGAACAACAACAAAAGGCUGAAAGAUUUCAUAAUUUUUAAUUUACUGUCGUAAGAUUUUCUAGUUGUGUUAUGCUUCAAUGAACUUUGCAAAGUUUGCCACCUAUUAUGUGCCACAGAAAAUCUGUUUCUUAUUGCAAAGUUUUAAUAUUGAUAUUUCUUUCCAUGCUUAUUUUUGCAUGACUAGAGCUAAUUUUCAGAUUAAGCAUGCCCAACAUCUUACACUUGGGACUGCAGACUGGUUUGGUGAACUAGGGAUUAGUGCUUCAUUACAGGGUUGUUGAGAUCAGCUGCACUUUGGUCAGGAAAUUAUAUCCUAAUCCUUAUAGUGCUACUAUAAUGGCCAUGGGUGUUAACAUCGUGGCAAAGAGAUUGAAAUGAUUGGGGUUCUUGAUUGAGUUUCUAUCCCAUGCUGCCAUUGUUGGGUUCAUGGGAGGAGCUGCCAUUACAAUUGCCCUACAGCAAGAAUUUCACAAAGAAGACAGAUAUUGUCUUUGUUUUGCGCUCAGUGUUUAAUUCAACCCACCAUGUUGUAAUAUGAUUUCUUAAGCCUAGACUAGUAGACUAAAUAUUGUAAUUACAUUUGAGUAAUUAAUAAAAAUCUAUUUAUGUUA